Messenger RNA from Carassius gibelio (silver crucian carp), 2956 nucleotides. Its product is annotated as calpain-7. Bases 339 to 2780 code for a protein of 813 amino acids. The transcript has 21 exons. Gene Ontology annotation, biological process: proteolysis. Gene Ontology annotation, molecular function: calcium-dependent cysteine-type endopeptidase activity. The record is from RefSeq and is a predicted model, not a curated record. Lineage: Eukaryota; Metazoa; Chordata; Actinopteri; Cypriniformes; Cyprinidae.
GUGACAACAUCAGUCCACGCCCACCGCACCCGGAAGUACUGCGGGUUUGAGGAUUUGUUUUGAUGUCAUCAUAACAAGUUAAAUCGUUGUUUUUUUCACAUCUUAUUUAGAGUUACUACGUUUGAAUGCUCCUUGGAUGCAAUAUUUUUCAGUCACGCCUUAUUUUAGUUCGAAAUUCGUGAUCGGGAAGUUCACGUUACGAGUAACUUGUUACAACUUAAGAAAGAAACGCAAAUCCUCGGAGGAACUGCUAACCAUAAUGAAUAACUGGUUAAAAUGAUUUGCCAUAUAACUUACCCGUUAAGCUGAACUCAGUUUUCAGCAUUUAAACCUCAGUCAUGGAUUGUACAGCUCUUGAACUCGAUGCUAUUAAAUUUGCCAAAUCAGCUGUACUGCAUGAUCAGAAGGGGAAAUACAAUGAAGCUGUUUUCUACUAUAAGGAGGCUGCCCAGGCUCUCAUCUAUGCAGGCAUGGCUGGAUCCAAUCUAGAGAGCAUCCAAGAUAAGGUGAACGAGUACCUGGACAGAGUACAGACCCUGCUCAGUGCCGUUCAAGCACAGAGCACUGACCCGCUGAAGAGUAAGCAUCAGCUGGAUCUGGAGAGGGCAUACUUCCUGGUGACACAGGCUUUUGAAGAAGAUGAGAAGGAAAACACAGAUGAGGCCAUUGAGCUCUAUACACAGGCUGUGGAGUUGUGUAUUCAAGCGUCCAAUGAGACGUCAGAUCAAGCACUGCAGGGGAAACUGAAGCAGCUUGCUCGGCAGGCUCUGGACAGGGCAGAGGGACUGAAAGACUCUCUUAGUAAACAGGCAAAUCAGGACAAGCCCGUCUUCUCAGCAUCCAAAGGCCCUGCUCAGGUGAGGCAGUUCUUUCCACUAGGCCCAGACUUCUCUCUUCAUGACAAAUCGCAGCCGGUCCGAGCAGUGCAGUCCAGUGAGCCAGGGGGUCAACGCUACACAGCGGAGGAAAUUGAGGUGCUCAGGAAGACCUCGAAGAUAAAUGGAAUCGAAUAUGUUCCAUUCAUGAGUGUUGACCUGAGGGAACGUUUUGCUUUUCCUGUUCCAUUCUCGGACAAAUGUGGAAAACUGGCUCUGUCGCCAAAGCAGAAAGCCAUAUUCUCACGCUGGGUUCGACCUGAUGACAUCUGCAAUAAUCCCACCAUGAUCUACACUGUGUCCAGCUUCAGCAUCAAGCAGACGGUUGUGUCAGAUUGUUCCUUCAUUGCCUCAUUGGCCAUCAGUGCAGCAUAUGAGAGACGCUACAACAAAAAGUUAAUCACAAGCAUCAUCUACCCACAGAACAGGAAAGGAGAGCCAGAGUAUAACCCUUGUGGGAAGUACAUGGUGAAACUGCACAUUAACGGCGUCCCGAGAAAGGUGAUUAUUGAUGAUUUCCUCCCGGUGGAUCGCAAUGGCGAGCUGCUUUGCUCCUACUCCAGUAAUCGCAAUGAACUUUGGGUUUCGCUCAUUGAGAAGGCUUACAUGAAGGUCAUGGGAGGAUACGAUUUCCCAGGCUCCAAUUCUAAUAUUGAUUUGCACGCUCUCACUGGCUGGAUCCCAGAACGUAUCGCUAUGCACUCAGACAAUCAAUCCUUUAACAAAGAUGACACUUUCCGCAUGCUUUACCAGAGGUUUCACAGAGGAGAUGUUCUCAUCACCACAGCAACAGGGGUCAUGACUGAGGAGGAGGGGGAGAAGUGGGGUUUAGUGCCCACCCAUGCAUACGCUGUCCUAGACAUCAGGGAACACAAGGGUAAACGCUUCCUCCAGCUGAAGAACCCAUGGAGCCAUCUCAGGUGGAAAGGGCGAUAUAGCGAACGCGACGAGAAGAACUGGACACCAGAUCUUCUCAAAUACCUCAAUUUUGACCCCAAAACGGCACAGAAGUUUGACAAUGGUGUAUUUUGGAUCAUCUGGGAAGACUUGUGCCAGUAUUACGAUGUCAUCUAUUUGAGCUGGAGUCCAGCACUGUUUAAAGAAUCCUCAUGCAUUCACAGUAGCUGGGACGGGAAACAGGGACCAGUGAAAGAUGCCUACAGCUUGGCCAAUAAUCCUCAGUACAAGCUGGAAGUGCAGUGUCCUCAAGGGGGCGCUGCAGUAUGGGUCCUACUCACCAGACACAUCACUGACAAGGAUGACUUUGCUCAAAACCGGGAGUUUAUUACAUUAGUAGUUUACAAGACCAAUGGAAAGAAAGUCUAUUAUCCAGCUGAACCUCCUCCCUACAUUGAUGGUAUCAGGAUCAACAGUCCUCACUACUUAACCAAGAUCAAGCUGACUGGUCCAGGAACUCACGCCUUCACACUGGUGGUCUCUCAGUAUGAGAAACAAAACACCAUCAACUACACAUUAAGGGUGUACUCGGUAUGCAAGUUUAAUUUCUCCAAAAUCCCAACACCCUUCACCCAGACCAAAAGAAUAAAUGGGCAGUGGAAGGGGGCCAGUGCUGGAGGUUGUGGAAACUAUAGAGAUACCUUCAAGAACAACCCCAUAUACCAGUUCAACAUGGACAAAGCAGGCCCUCUGCUAAUCGAACUCCGUGGCUCCAGGCAGUACAGCGUGGGCUUUGAGGUGGUGACCGUAUCUACUGCAGGGGAAUCUGGAUCAUCAGAAAAAAGAGGGAGUGGAGAUUACAGAUGCGGUUUCUGUUACAUGGAGGUUGAGAACUUGCCUGCCGGGAUUUACAAUGUCAUCCCCUCUACCUUCCUGCCCAAACAGGAAGGCCCGUUCUUCCUGGACUUCAGCAGUGCCACUCCACUGCGGGUCUCUCAGCUGCAAUAACAGUCCCAUUGCAUCGGCCCGCCGGAUUGUUCUGCAGCUAUGAGACCCUGAAGAAGCUUUAUACUCUCCUCUUAGUUCUGCAAUCCACAUUCAAAGAUGACAGUGUGUAUGUCCACUUGACCUGAAAUGACUGUUUUUCACUCAGGAGACUGCAAUAAAACAGGGAUGUAUAUUAA